Molecule: messenger RNA, 1027 nt
Organism: Triticum aestivum (bread wheat)
Lineage: Eukaryota; Viridiplantae; Streptophyta; Magnoliopsida; Poales; Poaceae
Product: probable nucleolar protein 5-1
Exons: 6
Coding region: 26-898 (290 amino acids)
Cellular component (GO): box C/D methylation guide snoRNP complex; small-subunit processome
Molecular function (GO): snoRNA binding
Source: RefSeq, a predicted model, not a curated record
CUUAAGUUUUCUUAUUACUACAUGCAUGUUUGCAGAUCCCAGCUUGGCCAACUAUGGAGAUAUAAUCUUGGUACUGUUUGAGACGCCCUCUGGCUUUGCAAUUUUCUGUUUCAAGGAGGGCUACCUCAAAGAACCGAAUACCUGGCAAAUCUUUGGCGAGCAUUUUAGGACAAAAGGGAUCGUAUGGCUGAAAGAGUUUCAAAUUUUCAAGGACAAGUCCAGUGCCAUUGAUAAUUGUACUGGUGUUAGUAGGGAGCUUACUGAGAUGAUCUCGCGCUGUCACCACCCUUGCCAGAAAUUGGCCGUUGGAAAACCUGAAUACAAAACAAUCAUCGAAACAAGCUUGCCGGGUGUACCUUGCCUCUUCGACGAAACUGUGAUGGAGGUGAUGUGGGGCCUAAAACAUCUCAUGCAUAGUUUAGUUCCCCAAGAAAAACUGAAGCUCACAAAGGAGGACCGCUUGCCAAUGAGCCAAGGACUAAAAAUGUUCCUGUAUCAUUAUGGCUUUGAUGUCAAACCGGAGUUGGUUAAUGAGCAGGUUGUUAUUGCGGCAUGCCUCUUGCUUGAUGCUGGAUUGCUCGUGGAGAGCCACUCAGAACAACUGCGCUGGGCUGCUGGCAAGCUGAAGGAAGUGUCUGGCAUUAACCCGGAAGGCUGGUCCGCGAUGAAGACCGCGACGGCUCUGAGAAUCAUGUUUGACCCUGCAGAAACAACAAACGAGGAAAUGGAGAUUUUUACUGAAGAAGAGGUAUCAACGCUGGAGAUGACUUGCCAUAAAUAUGAAGACAUUAUUUAUAAGGACUUUGGCCUCAAGAUCCACAGUGAACUUGUGGAGAUGCGUGAAGUUAAGAAGGAUGCCCUGGGAGCACUGGGCUUCUUGCUUGGAUCAAGCGUGUGAUGAGAAGCCCAUACUUUUCUAGUUUGUUAACUAGUUAGUAUGUAGGGAGAAGUGAUCCUGGGUGGUGAGGCUGCCACUGCCAUCCGUCCCGGAAAAAAGUGUUGGACAAUGUGUGUUGGUGUUUUAGUA